Entamoeba invadens IP1 is the source of this 714-nucleotide messenger RNA. Its product is annotated as serine/threonine protein kinase HT1, putative. Gene Ontology annotation, biological process: protein phosphorylation. Lineage: Eukaryota; Evosea; Mastigamoebida; Endamoebidae. The transcript has a single exon. Gene Ontology annotation, molecular function: protein kinase activity; ATP binding. The record is from RefSeq and is a predicted model, not a curated record. Bases 1 to 714 code for a protein of 237 amino acids.
AUGAAAACCGUUUUUGAUGAUAAUAAGUUGAUGGAUGAAUUUGAGAAUGAAGUGUCAAUGCUUGACAAAUUUAGGUGUGAGUAUAUCGUCCAUUUCUACGGCGCCGUGUUUAUUCCAAGCAAAGUGUGUAUGGUCACUGAGUUUGCACAAUAUGGGAGUUUACAAGACUUGAUGAAACACAAAACAAGUGAUGAAGUUGUCAUGAAAUUGCGACUCAAAUUUAUGAUUGAUGCAGCAAAGGGAAUAUCAUAUUUACAUGAAAACGGUAUAUUACACAGAGACAUCAAACCAGAUAAUAUUCUUGUGUUUUCAUUUGAUCUAAAUAAUAAAGUGAAUGCAAAAUUGACUGAUUUCGGGUCAAGUAGAAAUAUAAACAUGUUAAUGACAAACAUGACAUUCACAAAAGGUGUUGGAACACCAAAAUAUAUGGCACCUGAGGUUUUAAACAAAGAAAAGUACACAAAAAGCGCCGACGUAUAUUCGUUUGGUGUAUCUUUAUUUGAAUGUGUUAUAUGGAAAGAACCAUAUUUGGAUAAACAAUUUAAGUUUGCAUGGGAUAUCGUCGAUUUUGUUGUGAGUGGAAAACGUUUAAAAAAGCCAUAUUAUUUAAACAAUGACAUAUACAACAUUGUGAAUGAUAUGUGGUGUCAAGACGUUGGUAAAAGAAUAAAAAUGAACGACGUGGUAUUAAAACUGGAAAACAUCAACAUAUAA